Molecule: messenger RNA, 1803 nt
Organism: Drechmeria coniospora
Lineage: Eukaryota; Fungi; Ascomycota; Sordariomycetes; Hypocreales; Ophiocordycipitaceae
Product: ubiquitin interaction domain-containing protein
Exons: 6
Coding region: 1-1803 (600 amino acids)
Biological process (GO): double-strand break repair; single strand break repair
Cellular component (GO): nucleus
Molecular function (GO): double-stranded DNA binding; 3'-tyrosyl-DNA phosphodiesterase activity; single-stranded DNA binding
Source: RefSeq, a predicted model, not a curated record
AUGUCCAAAUCUGUCCCAAAAUCCUCCGAGCUGGGAGGGGCUGAUGGCCAUGAUGAAGCACCCGCACGCUCUGAAGAAUCCCAUAUCCAGCAUCAGCGCACCGAGAGCAGCAAGAAUACCGAAAAGGCCCCAUUUUCUCUGCUAUCUCUGGAUCGGAAGAAGAUGGAGGAAGAGCGCUUGGCCAGAAAACGAAAUCGAAGUGCUGUAAGCGAUGACGAUGUGGUCGAGAUCGAAGCACCCUCAAAGCAGAGGCAGCGAUUGGUGCCCAGCCCCCCAGAGAGCAUAUCAGCGACGAGAAAACCCGAUGCUGCGAGUGCGAUACCGUAUCCAAAUGGUGUAAUGAAGCGUACUUGGGCGUAUGGCUACCCCCGAACAUCCGACGACAUCAAGAUAGAGGAGGUCCUCCAAAAAGACAAGCUGCUCCUCGCCUUGCUCUCAUCUUUUCAGUGGGACGAGGAAUGGAUCAUGUCAAAGCUUGACAUGUCCAAGACAAAACUGCUACUUGCUGCUUUUGCUGCAGAUGAUCGACAGGCACGCACCACACACAAUCCCUACUGCGUUGAGCAAAACUCAUCAUGUGAUAGAAGGAAGCAAUGCGCGCCAACGUGCCACCUGGCGUUCGCUUCUGCUUCCCGCCCAUGCACGGCCCUGGGUCUAUGCACUCCAAACUGCAAAUUCUUAAGUAUCAAGACUACUUGCGUCUCGUGGUGCCUUCCGAUGGUCUUUCUUAUGGAUCUACCACGACGAGAAGCGAGCGUUGACCACAAGCGAACAACGUUCAGCCUUCAACUCGAACGCUUCCUCCGCGCCAUGGGCGUCGACAGCAGCAUGGUUGAUAGCCUCGCCAACUACGAUUUUUCCCGCACCGUUGACCUGGGUUUCGUCUAUUCCAUACCGGGCGGGCACAUGGACCGGUCCCUGCAGCGCAUCGGUUUGUGGCAUUGUCCAUCCAUGUGGAUCAACGAAGGUUCACUAACGGAUACUCGAGGCUAUUGCGGAUUGGGAACAACUGUCGCAGCGUUGGGUCUGGCAACCAAAGACCCCGUCGAGGUCGAUUUUGUUGUGAGUGACGUGGACCCCAGGAGCCUCAACUGGCUCACUGGUCGCACGGUGCAAGCUAAUGCCGAUCAACAGUGCGCCUCCCUCGGAUCUAUCAAGCAUGACCUCGUCGAGGCCAUUUACAACGCCUGCCAGGGAGACGAUGGAACAAAGGAGUACAAUGCAAGGAUGAAGCGUAAGCCCUCCGACAAGCAGUCCAGCCCAUCGACGCCUUUCAAGGACAGAUUCCGCAUUUACUUCCCAUCGAAUCAAACUGUUUGCGAUAGCCGAGGCGGACGAAAUGCUGGAGGCACCAUCUGUGUUCAGGAGAAGUGGUGGCGUCUGCCAACCUUUCCAACUGAACUAGUCUGCGAUUGUGUCAGCACUCGAAAGGGACUUUUGAUGCACACCAAGGUCAUAUUCGUGCGCAGGGCCAAGCGGGAGAAGGCUCUCGCCGAGAACUCGGGGCCGGCUUCUUGGGCUGGUUGGGCAUACGUCGGCAGCGCAAAUUUGUCCGAGAGCGCCUGGGGUCGAAUGGUGAAGGACAAAGCGACUGGAAACCUCAAGAUGAACUGCCGGAACUGGGAGUGUGGUGUUGUGAUUCCAGUUCGCCCUUCCAGCCAGAAAGCGGACGGGGGCGAAACCGAAACGGUGGACCUGGGUGUUUUCCAGUCCACGGUACCCGUUCCAAUGCAUGUGCCUGGUCGAGCAUACGGACUCAAAGAAGAGCCCUGGUUCUACAGCAGCAACGCUGGCUCGACCUGA